AUGGGAGACAAUCCACUGUCUGUGCUACAGCAACUCGCAUCUAAUCCCCAGCUGAUUACUCAGAUGCAGGGAAUUUUAGCACUUCUGUCACCUGGACAUGGUGAUGGUGCCACUGGUGCCCGCCCUGGAGGGGUGGGUCUAGAACAAAUUGCUGCGUUAUGCCCCCAGCCGCGCACACUGCAAAAUACGGCUACAACAGAUAUGGGAGCAGCAUCUUCUCUCAUGGCAGGUGGCUUAAAUGUUGAACCCCCACGUCAGCAAACUCGCUGGCCCUCACCAGUGGCAACUGCGUCUGAAAGCAGUAACUUACAGUCGCGUGGUGACAGCAAAAGCGAUGUAGGGAAAUAUGGCGUCGUUUCUGUUGAGCGUUAUGAGCGGCUCAUGGCUCGCUACAAAGAACUAGAGAAGCAAUCACACCGGAGACAAGGGAAGAGGAGUGAACCCGUCGUCGAUACGCAGCGUGUCCUUGAUCUUGAAGAGGAAGUGGCGAGACUUAAGCGAACGAUAGGACAUCUACAGGGGGUUGUUGAGGAGAAAGAGAGCGCAUUAGAGAAACACGCAACUCAACAUAACUUAGAGGUUCAUGAGAUGAAAAAAAACUAUGAAUUAAAGAUAAAAUCCCUCACACAGACGCAUGAAGCCGCAGUGCGGAAGUUGGUAAGUGCACAGGAGUUGGUAACUGCCGCUAGGAACUACCAGACGGCUGUUUGUGCCAAUAAUGUUGGCGGGGGUAAUUCCGUAUCUACCACCUCAGGGCAACCGCUUUCUAAUACUGUAAAUCACACCAGAGGAUUAACCACAACAUCAUCUGGUAGUGGACCGAAUCAACCGUACACACUUCCACACCCCGAUGGGAAUGCGUGGAUGAGUGCCACCACCAGCGACGACAGGUCCGCACCAGUCACCACUAAAAACAGUCACUCAGUGAAACGAGAGCGCGAGGGCACUGUUUCCACGACUCCCACCAGACCCCUCAAGAAGCGGAAUCCCCGCACCCCCAGCUAUACUGUAGCCGACAGGAUUUCCGAAACGGAUGAAUACGUCAAAAAAGGUUCUCCUGUGGUGAAGAAGGAACUCAAUUCGCCGACGGCGGAGGCACAACAGACGUGCCUCGACGGCAUGGGGUAUCAACCUGCGGUUGGUUCCAACAUCUUGCGUGCACAAACCUCUUAUACAUCGGCUGCGUGCACUCUAGUGGAAGCUGUGAGCAACAGUCGGCAACAGUUCCAGCAACAACGAAGUGAAAGUGUUCAAAUGCAGCCGAGAUCUGGCGCGGUAGCGCUCCGUCAACGCACAGGAGGUCUUUCCCCCGUCGCAUCAUCGAGCGGUUCUGCACUGAUGGCAACUCCAAGUAGUCGUGGACUCCGCCGACCGUUUCGCCCAGUGAGCGGUGCCUCCUCUGCUGUUGGAGGGUCCACUCGUUCCCCUUCUCCUGUCGAUCCGAAGCGAGGGGCAGUGCAGCCACGUUACUUUAUUACGACGAGUCUAACAGAAAAGGAACGGAACAGUGUGAUGGAGGCGAUCCAGAAACUCGGUCAGCGCGCGGUCCUUGUUGAUAACAAGGUAGAUGAAAUUCUUCCGCUGAACACAACACAUAUUGUUCUCCGUGGUCCCCCACGGAGCGUGAAAGCGUUGUGCGGUGUUGUGUCCUCAAAAUGGUUAGUUCAGCCGUCAUAUGUGUUUGAUUCACUCGGUGCCGGUUUCUGGUUGGAUGAGGAAGUUGAGGGCGGACUCCGGUACUUCCCGCCACCGUUAAGAUGUCAACGGUUUCUUUUGACAAUGCCGGAAGGAGUGGUGAAAACGAUGCUGCAACGUGUGGUGGAGUUCGGUGGCGGUGAGGUGGUUGGCACGAAACGAAAUGGGAGCUCGAACGAUCAGGACGUAGUCGUAGUUUCGUCAGGAGAUGAGUUGUUACGUUUCGCUAUAAGUCGUGAUUAA
This is a messenger RNA of Trypanosoma brucei brucei TREU927, 1938 nucleotides long. RefSeq lists its product as hypothetical. The record is from RefSeq and is a predicted model, not a curated record. Bases 1 to 1938 code for a protein of 645 amino acids. The transcript has a single exon. Lineage: Eukaryota; Euglenozoa; Kinetoplastea; Trypanosomatida; Trypanosomatidae.